AUGAAAUAUUUUAUAUUCUUGUUACUAAUAGGUCUUCAGUCAGAUUCUGUCCUGGCAGAGGAUUGGAAAGAAACUCUACUCCUUCAUCACUCCAAAAAUAUAACGGGAGUGAAUGCCCAAUGUGCGAAUGAUACGGAAACAUGGCUUCAUUCUUUGGAUAUUUUGACAGAAGUGUCAGCCGAAUGUAUUCUAACCAAGAAAUGUACGAAAAAAGAAGAGAAACUACUCGAGGAGAACUUCUAUGCAUUGGAACAGUUGGAUUCAUUCGGAAAGUUUCCAUCGUCGGGACUUUUUGAAAUUCCUCUAAUUUUCGAUGGAUCUUAUCAAGAAUGUGAGAGGAUCAGUGGAAAGAAAUACGAGACUAACUACUGCUACGUCAUACUGAUUCCUGGAAAGAACUCCUCUCAUUGUCAUGUCUCAAAAUCUGGGGACCUCACACCAACAACCGUAUUCUUCAGAAGUGCAGUAUGCAUGCCGAACUCUUGUGACCAAACUGAAAUCUCUAAUGUCAUAAAUCAAAUUGCUGAUAUUCCAUUCACUGUUUGUGGCUCUCAUUGCUCUCGAUACCCAGUUAAGAAGGAUUCAGCAUUCUGGGGAUUCUCAGCUUUCAUGAUAGUUAUGAUUUCGAUUGCCAUUCUUGCCACUUCGGUGGACUACAUUUUGGAAACAAUUAGUUCAGAAGAAGAGAAAAAGGAGAAGAAAAAUCUAGCAUUGAGAAUUCUUCUCAGUUUUUCUCUGUGGACCAAUGCAGAGUUAAUUUUGUCGGUGAAAGAGCAAAAACCUGGAUUCAUCAAGUGUCUGGAUUGUAUCAGAUUUCUGUCAAUGUUAUGGGUUGUGUCUGGACACACAGUCAGUACUAUAAUGUUUCCAGAUGUCCUUCUUCCUAUUACCACAUUCACAAAACAUUUCUGGAAUCACCUCCUUCUCAAUGCCUUUGUCUCAGUCGACACCUUCUUCUUACUAUCUGGAAUUGUCGUUGCCUACCUAUUCUUCAAGCAAAGACCCAAGAAAUCUCAAAUCUUGAGUCCGAUCACUUGGACUUUGUUCUAUGUCCACAGAUAUCUUCGAUUGACUCCUCCAUACAUGAUCUUCCUUGGUUUCUAUAUCGUCUACAGUGAAUAUAUUCAAGGACCAGUUGCUGCCGUGGGGUUGAACGCUGGCAUCUACGCUGUUGAAUCCUGUAAGAAAACCUGGUGGCGAAAUCUUCUGUACAUCAACAAUUUCGGUGACAGCACUCAAGCAUGCUACGGCAUCACUUGGUACUUGGCAGUUGAUACCCAGUUGUACUUGGUGGCUCCGAUCGUUCUAAUCGCCUUAUGGUUUUCGUUUAUUUGGGGUGCCGUCGCAGUAGCAGCUGGUUGUGUUGGAAGUAUCAUUACGGUAUAUGUACUGUACGCAGAGUAUCAUCUACCAGCAGAUCAGUUUGGAAAGGGAAGUCUGAUCAACUUUGGAAAAAUGCUCUACCAGAAACCAUGGAUUCGGUGUACUCCAUAUCUGAUUGGUCUUCUAGUUGGAUACGGGAUUGCUGUAUUCGGCAAAAGAAGAGUACGCCUUCAUUGGGCUCUGUCCGUUGUUGGAUGGCUAAUUGCACUGGGAAUUGCAUCUGCAUGUUUAUUCUCGACGAACGAAUAUGAUAAAGGCGCGAUUUGGACAGACUUCGAAAAAGCGACCUACUACAACUUCUCUCGAUUCCUAUGGGCUAUCGCAGUCUCCUGGGUCAUUGUGGCCAAUCACAUGGGAUGGGGAGGACCAAUCAACAAUUUCAUGUCUCAUCCACUCUGGCAACCACUUGGAAGACUUUCCUAUUGUGCAUAUAUUGUACACUUCUUUUUGAUUGAUUUCUAUACAAAUAUCAAUGAUUCUCCAAUGCAUUAUUACUCGACUUUUCAAGUGUGGAUCUAUUACGCGGUUCCUAUCACAAUAAUUGCCUAUAUUUUCGCUUUUUUCUGGAGUUGCCUUUUUGAAAUUCCGACGUUGAAACUAGAAAAAAUGUUGAUCGAAGCUAUUCUUGGAGUUGGCAAUGGACGAGCUUCUGGAAAAGUCGGUGACGUGGCGAAGCUGGAAAUAAAAAGUGAGAAUCCGCUUCAAGUUAAGAGGAUGGAAGACGUGGAAAUCGUCCGGAUAGAAGAAAAACUACCUUCAGACUUUAACAUGAAGCUUUGA
Molecule: messenger RNA, 2163 nt
Organism: Caenorhabditis remanei
Lineage: Eukaryota; Metazoa; Nematoda; Chromadorea; Rhabditida; Rhabditidae
Exons: 9
Coding region: 1-2163 (720 amino acids)
Molecular function (GO): acyltransferase activity, transferring groups other than amino-acyl groups
Source: RefSeq, a predicted model, not a curated record